Molecule: messenger RNA, 1509 nt
Organism: Coccomyxa subellipsoidea C-169
Lineage: Eukaryota; Viridiplantae; Chlorophyta; Trebouxiophyceae; Coccomyxaceae
Product: UDP-Glycosyltransferase/glycogen phosphorylase
Exons: 11
Coding region: 1-1509 (502 amino acids)
Molecular function (GO): UDP-glycosyltransferase activity
Source: RefSeq, a predicted model, not a curated record
AUGAAUCAAAAGUCGUUGUUUGUGGCGUUGCUCGCCCUGUCUUGCGCCCUGUCUGGGCCGCUGAGCGCUAUGCUGGUGGCGCCUGGAGAUGUGCCCAAGAUGACAGCAAGGGAUAAAGGGGAAGAAAUUGCACAUAUGACCUUCAACACUCAUACAGCGGACCUGGAAGGCGUUGCCGCCAUACCAGUGAGAAAUCACGAAGAAAUGAUGGACAAAGUCUUGACCAUCUGGCAUGCCCAGUGCCACGCUCUCCUCAGCGAUGCAGAUAUCAUGGCACGCCUUCAGGGUGACAAACCCGACCUCAUCCUGGGCGUUCCCUUCUUCCCUUGCACAACGAUGCUGGCCGCCAAACUUGGCGUGCCCUAUAUUUCCCUCAACCCUUCUGGCCUGGUUGGAAAUAGCUUUAUGCACCCCCUGUGGGCAGGCAGCGGCCGCGAUUUUCACAUCGGCCCCCGCCUCUCCAGCGUGCCAGAAAUGUUCCUCGAGGCUUCUUACCCACUGACAUUCCUGCAGCGCAUGCAGAAUGCGUGGCUCUAUGCAAAGGCGCAGCUGCACGAAUAUGGCACCCACCGCCCGAUGACAAAGGCGCUCCAGGCCAAGCACGGCACAGAUCUGGCUUCCCCAGAAGCACGCCGGCUGGAGAUGCUUCACAUUGUGAAUAGCCACAUGGCGUACGAGCAGCCGCGGCCGCUGCCGCCCAACGUGAAGCUGGUUGGACCUAUCAUGGCCAAGCCUGCCGCGCCGUUGCCUCCCGACCUGCAGGAAUUUGUGGAGGGUGCGGGUGAUGCGGGCGUUGCACUUAUUUCACUCGGCACCCUGGCAAAAUUCGACAAGGCGGAGACUCAGAUGAUCGCAUCAGCGUUGAGCAGAUUGCCAAUCAGGACUAUUUGGAAGAUGUCAAAGCAGGAGGUUGCAGCUGUGGGGGGACUGGAUGCUCUGAACCUGACGGACAAUGUGAAGGUUGUGACCUGGGUGCCUCAGAAUGAUGUGCUGGGCCACCCCAGUACAAAGGCGUUCCUGUCUCACUGUGGCGCCAAUGGCUUGAAUGAGGCUGCGUACCAUGGCGUUCCUGUCGUGGCCAUGCCCUUCUACGGAGACCAGCCCAUGAACGCCCGUAAGCUCAUCGGCAAGGGUAUGGCGGUGGCGCUGCAGAAGAGGGGUUUGAGCGCGGAGGGGGUGUAUGACGCGUUCACAAGGGUCCUGACCGACGAGAGCAUCCGGGCAGCUGCCGCGAAGGUGUCCAAGCGCAUCCGCAGCCGCAAGCGCUCUUCUGUACAAGAGACAGCAGACUGGGUGGAGCAUGUGCUGGACUCCGACGGUGAGGCCUACAUGCAAUUACCUGAUGAUGACAUGAGCUUCUUCGUGCGCAACUCCCUGGAUGUUGCGGCGACGUUUUUUGGCCUGGGGGUGGUUGCGCUAAUAGCCGGAGGAUUAAUCAGCGCUUGGGUGAUCGGGGGCGCGUAUCGCAAACUCAAGGGGCUUGCAGGCUGGGAGAAAAAAAUGGUGUGA